This is a messenger RNA of Diplodia corticola, 2610 nucleotides long. Its product is annotated as dna mismatch repair protein msh4. The record is from RefSeq and is a predicted model, not a curated record. Gene Ontology annotation, molecular function: ATP binding; ATP-dependent DNA damage sensor activity; mismatched DNA binding. The transcript is spliced from 7 exons. Gene Ontology annotation, cellular component: nucleus. Lineage: Eukaryota; Fungi; Ascomycota; Dothideomycetes; Botryosphaeriales; Botryosphaeriaceae. Bases 1 to 2610 code for a protein of 869 amino acids. Gene Ontology annotation, biological process: mismatch repair; reciprocal meiotic recombination.
AUGGCGACGCACGCGUCUACAACCUUCACGACAGCCUCGCGCCCGCGGACCGGCCAGCGCGCUCAGCGCAGACCGGCCACAGCAACAACCAGCGGUGCUGGAAUCGGGGUCCAGCACGUCGUGUGUGCGGUCAGCGAGUCUCGCGGCAUUUCUCCCACCGUUGGCCUCGCUAUCGUGAACCUUGACGCGGUCCAAGCAGUGCUCUGUCAGAUCUGCGACAGCCAGACCUACGUGCGCACCGUCCACAAGCUGCAGGUCUACGCGCCCAGCGAGAUCCUCAUCGUCUCCACUGCUGCCGAUCCCAAGUCCAAGCUCUUCUCCAUCAUCGAGGAGAACCUGCAAGGCAUCGACAGCCAGAUCGCCCUGCUUGACCGCAGGUACUGGGCCGAGACGGCCGGAACCGAGUAUAUCCAGCAACUAGCCUUCGCGGAUGACGUCGAGGCUAUCAAGUUGUCGCUCGAUGGCAACUACUUCUGCGUCUGCUGCUUUGCUGCCGUCAUGAAGUAUGUCGAGCUGGGCCACGGCGUGACUUUCCCGCCCCAUUCCCUGAAAAUCAAAUACGAGCCCUCAGAGGGGUCCAUGAUAAUUGACGUCCCAACGAUCCGUGCCCUGGAGCUCAUUCAGAACCUUGAGAACCCAAAGUCUCGACACUGCUUGUUCGGCUUGUUGAACGAAACGUUGACUCCGAUGGGCGCGAGGCUACUGCGCAGCAACAUCCUCCAGCCGCUCACAACCGAGGAGACGCUAAUCAAUCGAUACGAUGCGUUGGAGGAGAUGUCUAGCAAGGAGGACCUCUUCUUCGCCGUGAGGCAAGCACUUAAAGGAUUCCUGGAUGUCGACAAGAUCUUGUCUGCGCUUAUUCUGCUUCCUACGAAGCCUUCGGUGCAAACCAUGGAGCAAGCCAUCAACCAUGUCAUCAUGCUCAAGCAAUUCGUCGUGUCGAUUCGGCCCAUCUACAAAGCAUUGACCGGAACUAGAAGCGCGAUCCUUUGCGAGAUUCAGGCGUUCUGCCAUCCCAACCUCAUCGACCCCAUCCAAGUCCUGAUCGAUUCCGUAAUCAAUGAAGACACAAUGUUCGCCAGGAGGCCGCUGGACCUGAGGAACCAGCACAUCUAUGCGGUAAAGGCCGGGGUCAGCGGCCUCCUCGAUGUGGCCCGCCAAGCAUACAGAGAAGCUACCGAGGAUGCAUAUCAACUAGUCAACGAGCUCAGCGAAACGCAUGGUCUUAGCCUUACGAUCAAAUUUGAUCCGGCGCGCCAGUUCUACAUCCAGCUCAGCGCUGCAGAUCUGGAGGGCCGCACUUUACCGCCUGUGUUCACGAACGUGCACAAGAGAAAAGGCAUCAACGAGUGUCAGACUAUCGAGCUCAUGAAGCGGAACCAGAAGAUCGUCGACGCGCACAACGAGGUGAUUUGCUUGAGCAAUAGAUCCAUUCAGGAUUUGAUCGUCGAAAUUCGGGGAUCCGUGGCAAUCCUCUACCGCGUUGGCGAGAGCAUCGCUAUGCUUGAUAUGCUAUCGGCAUUCGCGCAACUCGUCACGAGCCAAGAGUACACUCGCCCAGCCUUAACCGACACUCUUGCUGUCAAGGCAGGUCGUCAUCCAAUUCGAGAGGGGCUGCAACCGUCGAAGUUUGUCCCAAAUGACUUUUAUGCCACACAGCAAAAGCGAUUCCAAGUCAUCACGGGCUGCAACAUGAGCGGCAAGAGCACCUACAUCCGGGCUGUUGCUCUCAUGGCUGUCAUGACGCAGAUUGGGAUGUUUGUUCCCGCGCAGUAUGCAUCGAUGCCCAUACGACGGCAGCUUUUCGCCAGAGUCUCGCUUGACGACAACAUCGAAGCCAAUGUUUCCACCUUUGCCGCUGAGAUGAGGGAGGCGGCGUUCAUCCUGCGGAACAUCAGUAGGGACAGUAUAGCCAUAAUCGACGAACUGGGCCGUGGAACCAGCACUCGCGAUGGACUUGCUAUCGCCCUUGCAAUUGCCGAAGCUCUCGUCGACAGUCGCGCUUUCGUCUGGUUCGCCACGCAUUUCCGGGAACUUGCCAAGAUCAUGGGCGAAAGAAAUGGCGUCGUGAAUCUGCAUCUUGCCGUAGAUACGAGCGUCGAGGAGGGGGUCAUGAACAUGCUCUAUAAGAUCGCGGAAGGCCCCGUUGGAGAACAACAUUAUGGGCUUGCCCUUGCGCGGGUCGUGCCUCUCCCCUCCAAAGUUCUCGAUCAUGCGGGCGUAGUCGCCACAAAGCUGGAGCAACGGCUCCAAGGCCAAGAGACGGCAUCAGCAACUGUCCUCCGGGAACGCCGUCGGAGGUUGCUACUUACUGUCAAAGAACAUCUCUUGCAAGCGCAGAGCGGCGCCAUGGAAAGAGAAACCUUAGGAAACUGGCUGAAGGAAUUGCAGCGUGAGUUUGUCAUCAAAAUGUCGGCAAUUGACGCUGCCGCUGCAGAUGCGAACGGAACCAUAUACCACGAGAGUGGGCAUGUACAUGAACCAGACCUCACUACAGCCGGCAAAGAAUCUUCUAUAGCUACGGGUCACGAGGCAUGCGUUGGCGAAGAUCCAGUUGAUGCCAUCUCAAUAUCAAGCGGCCACUCGUCGACGGCUCUCGGUUCCGAAUAG